Messenger RNA from Gorilla gorilla gorilla (western lowland gorilla), 3319 nucleotides. It is a transcript of the gene LNX1, whose product is annotated as ligand of numb-protein X 1. The transcript has 13 exons. Gene Ontology annotation, biological process: ubiquitin-dependent protein catabolic process. Gene Ontology annotation, cellular component: cytoplasm. The record is from RefSeq and is a predicted model, not a curated record. Gene Ontology annotation, molecular function: protein binding; metal ion binding; ubiquitin-protein transferase activity. NCBI's taxonomy places the organism in Eukaryota, Metazoa, Chordata, Mammalia, Primates, Hominidae. The coding region runs from base 507 to 2801 and encodes 764 amino acids.
AUGCUAAUGCAUGCUGCUCUGCAGGGGACCACUCUCCCUCGAAGCUCCCCAUAGCUGCUCUCAGUUUUAUGGAUCUGCUCUACCCAAAGCCUUGCAGAAGGGGCAGGGGAUGCCCUGGUUAACCCCUGCACGUACAAAGGUGGAGCAGUUUUCAUGCAUAGCUGGGACGAAGAACACUGGAAAGAGAAAGAAAAAAUUUCUGAGCUACUGCUAAGCCAGAAAAGCUCAGCUCUCAAACGGACUAUCUCCUGAGACCUCACACAGCUGGGAACUGAUCCGCAAUACAGCAAAGGCACCUGUUCACCGAAGUUGAGGCUGGUCACAACUCCGGCGGCCCAAGGAGCUGCUCGGUUCACCCACAAGGAAUGAGAGCUGCCUGCCUGCUGCUGCUUGGAGAGCCCCAGACAGUCGCUUGAAGAGGUGUGUGGAUGGCUCCUAGAUCUUGACUUGCUCCUGAGGAAAUAUUGUGUGACUGAGUUUCCUGUUAUACUGCUCUCCAAUCCAUCAUGAACCAGCCAGAGUCUGCCAACGACCCUGAACCCCUGUGCGCAGUGUGUGGCCAAGCCCACUCCUUGGAGGAAAACCACUUCUACAGCUAUCCAGAGGAAGUGGAUGAUGACCUCAUCUGCCACAUCUGCCUGCAGGCUUUGCUGGACCCCCUGGACACUCCGUGUGGACACACCUACUGCACCCUCUGCCUCACCAACUUCCUGGUGGAGAAGGACUUCUGUCCCAUGGACCGCAAGCCUCUGGUUCUGCAGCACUGCAAGAAGUCCAGCAUCCUGGUCAACAAACUCCUCAACAAGCUGCUGGUGACCUGCCCAUUCAGGGAGCACUGCACCCAGGUGUUGCAGCGCUGUGACCUCGAACAUCACUUUCAAACCAGCUGUAAAGGUGCCUCCCACUACGGCCUGACCAAAGACAGGAAGAGGCGCUCACAAGAUGGCUGUCCAGACGGCUGUGCGAGCCUCACAGCCACGGCUCCCUCCCCAGAGGUUUCUGCAGCUGCCACCAUCUCCUUAAUGACAGACGAGCCUGGCCUAGACAACCCUGCCUACGUGUCCUCGGUGGAGGACGGGCAGCCAGCAAUCAGCCCGGUGGACUCUGGCCGGAGCAACCGAACUAGGGCACGGCCCUUUGAGAGAUCCACUAUUAGAAGCAGAUCAUUUAAAAAAAUAAAUCGAGCUUUGAGUGUUCUUCGAAGGACAAAGAGCGGGAGUGCAGUUGCCAACCAUGCUGACCAGGGCAGGGAAAAUUCUGAAAACACCACUGCCCCUGAAGACAGAGUUUUGCUCGUCGCCCAGGCUGGAGUGCAACGGCGGCGUGAUCUCGGCUCACUGCAACCUCUGCCUCCUGGGUUCAAGCGAUUCUUCUGUCUCAGCCUCCCAAUCUUUCCAAGGUUGUACCACCUGAUUCCAGAUGGUGAAAUUACCAGCAUCAAGAUCAAUCGAGUAGAUCCCAGUGAAAGCCUCUCUAUUAGGCUGGUGGGAGGUAGCGAAACCCCACUGGUCCAUAUCAUUAUCCAACACAUUUAUCGUGAUGGGGUGAUCGCCAGAGACGGCCGGCUACUGCCAGGAGACAUCAUUCUAAAGGUCAACGGGAUGGACAUCAGCAAUGUCCCUCACAACUAUGCUGUGCGUCUCCUGCGGCAGCCCUGCCAGGUGCUGUGGCUGACUGUGAUGCGUGAACAGAAGUUCCACAGCAGGAACAAUGGACAGGCCCCGGAUGCCUAUGGACCCCGGGAUGACAGCUUUCAUGUGAUUCUCAACAAAAGUAGCCCCCAGGAGCAGCUUGGAAUAAAACUGGUGCGCAAGGUGGAUGAGCCUGGGGUUUUCAUCUUCAAUGUGCUGGAUGGCGGUGUGGCAGAUCGACAUGGUCAGCUUGAGGAGAACGACCGCGUGUUAGCCAUCAAUGGACAUGAUCUUCGAUAUGGCAGCCCAGAAAGUGCGGCUCAUCUGAUUCAGGCCAGUGAAAGACGUGUUCACCUCGUCGUGUCCCGCCGGGUUCGGCAGCAGAGCCCUGACAUCUUUCAGGAAGCCGGCUGGAACAGCAAUGGCAGCUGGUCCCCAAGGCCAGGGGAGAGGAGCAACACUCCCAAGCCCCUCCAUCCUACAAUUACUUGUCAUGAGAAGGUGGUAAAUAUCCAAAAAGACCCCGGUGAAUCUCUCGGGAUGACCGUCGCAGGGGGAGCAUCACAUAGAGAAUGGGAUUUGCCUAUCUAUGUCAUCAGUGUUGAGCCCGGAGGAGUCAUAAGCAGAGAUGGAAGAAUAAAAACAGGUGACAUUUUGUUGAACGUGGAUGGGGUUGAACUGACAGAGGUCAGCCGGAGUGAGGCAGUGGCAUUAUUGAAAAGAACAUCAUCCUCGAUAGUACUCAAAGCUUUGGAAGUCAAAGAGUAUGAGCCCCAGGAAGACUGCAGCACCCCAGCAGCCCUGGACUCCAACCACAACAUGGCCCCACCCAGUGACUGGUCCCCAUCCUGGGUCAUGUGGCUGGAAUUACCACGGUGCUUGUAUAACUGUAAAGAUAUUAUAUUACGAAGAAACACAGCUGGAAGUCUGGGCUUCUGCAUUGUAGGAGGUUACGAAGAAUACAACGGAAACAAACCUUUUUUCAUCAAAUCCAUUGUUGAAGGAACACCAGCAUACAAUGAUGGAAGAAUUAGAUGUGGUGAUAUUCUUCUUGCUGUCAAUGGUAGAAGUACAUCAGGAAUGAUACAUGCUUGCUUGGCAAGACUGCUGAAAGAACUUAAAGGAAGAAUUACUCUAACUAUUGUUUCUUGGCCUGGCACUUUUUUAUAGAAUCAAUGAUGGGUCAGAGGAAAACAGAAAAAUCACAAAUAGGCUAAGUUGGAACACUAUAUUUAUCUUGUCAGUUUUUAUAUUUAAAAAGAAAGAAUACAUUGUAAAAAUGUCAGGAAAAGAAGUAUGAUCUAAUGAGAGCCAGUUACACCUCAGAAAAUAAGAUUCCAAAAAAAUUAAAACAACUACUAGUUUUUUUUCAGUGUGGAGGAUUUCUCAUUAAUUACUCUACAACAUUGUUUAUAUUUUUUCUAUUCAAUAAAAAGCCAAACAGCUAAAAUGAUUUGUAUACCCCACUGAAUUCAAGUUGAUUUAAAUUUAAAAUUUGGUAUAUGCUGAAGUCUGCCAAGGGUACAUUAUGGCCAUUUUUAAUUUACAGCUAAAAUAUUUUUUAAAAUGCAUUGCUGAGAAACGUUGCUUUCAUCAAACAAGAAAUAAAUAAAAUUUUUCAGAAGUUAUAGUUGUCUUUUAGUAUGUGAUACUAAAUAAAAGAUUACUUGUAUUAUCACCAUUUAAAA